Molecule: messenger RNA, 3146 nt
Organism: Pangasianodon hypophthalmus (striped catfish)
Lineage: Eukaryota; Metazoa; Chordata; Actinopteri; Siluriformes; Pangasiidae
Gene: gabrb2a
Product: gamma-aminobutyric acid type A receptor subunit beta2a
Exons: 10
Coding region: 96-1709 (537 amino acids)
Biological process (GO): chemical synaptic transmission; regulation of membrane potential; nervous system process
Cellular component (GO): neuron projection; synapse; membrane
Molecular function (GO): extracellular ligand-gated monoatomic ion channel activity; neurotransmitter receptor activity; GABA-A receptor activity
Source: RefSeq, a predicted model, not a curated record
CUCAGUAGCAAGGCUACUCUUUGAUCUUGAGGCUCGGUGUGCGCAUGCGCGUGAGUCGCGCUCGGCUUUACUGCACUGGCUGGGACUGAAGUUGGAUGCGCGGCGCGCGCUGUCUUCCUUCAGCUUGGUCCACAAGAAGAAAAAAAAUCAUCAAAACUGUUGCAAUGGAGAGGAUGAGGAAAUCGCAGUGCAUCUUCUUGCUGUGUCCCUUCAUCAUGACUGCUGUGUGCGCGCAAAGCAGAGACUCUAGCAAUAUGCCUGUAGUGAAAGACACAGUGGACAGACUGAUGAAGGGAUACGAUAUCCGACUGAGGCCGGAUUUUGGAGGGGCUCCGGUGGCGGUUGGCAUGAAUAUAGACAUUGCCAGCAUAGACAUGGUGUCCGAAGUAAACAUGGACUACACCCUGACCAUGUAUUUCCAGCAGGCAUGGCGGGACAAGCGUCUCUCGUACUCAGAGAUCCCACUGAACCUGACGCUGGACAACCGCGUGGCCGAUCAGCUGUGGGUGCCUGACACUUACUUCCUCAAUGACAAGAAGUCCUUCGUGCAUGGCGUCACGGUGAAGAACCGCAUGAUUCGCCUGCAUCCUGAUGGCACCGUGCUGUAUGGAUUGAGGAUCACCACCACAGCAGCAUGUAUGAUGGACCUGAGACGCUACCCGCUGGAUGAGCAGAACUGCACACUGGAGAUUGAGAGCUAUGGAUACACCACAGAUGAUAUUGAGUUUUACUGGAGAGGAGGAGAUGGAGCUGUGUCUGGAGUGGAGCGCAUUGAGCUGCCCCAGUUCUCCAUCGUGGACUACAAGCUCAUCUCGAAGAAUGUAGUGUUCUCCACAGGUUCAUACCCACGUCUAUCGCUGAGCUUCAAGCUGAAGAGGAACAUUGGCUACUUUAUCCUGCAGACCUACAUGCCAUCCAUCCUGAUCACCAUUCUGUCUUGGGUCUCAUUCUGGAUCAACUACGAUGCCUCUGCUGCCCGUGUAGCCCUAGGUAUCACCACGGUGCUGACCAUGACCACCAUUAACACCCAUCUGAGAGAGACUCUUCCCAAGAUCCCCUAUGUGAAAGCUAUAGAUAUGUACCUGAUGGGCUGCUUCGUCUUUGUGUUCCUGGCCCUGCUCGAGUACGCCUUCGUCAACUACAUCUUCUUUGGUCAAGGCCCCCAGAGGCAGAAGAAGGCAGCUGAGAAAGCAGCCACCGCCAACAACGAGAAACUCCGACCUGAUCCGAACAAGUGGAUGGUGGGAAAUGUAGUUCAGAGAGACGAUGCUCUGUAUGCCAGAAUGAAACAGAGGGAAAUUGACGUGUAUGACUCGAUGUGGGAUCCAAUCUUUGCCGACGAUGCUGCAUUAGGACUAGGCGAGCAGAGACUUAAGAUGAAUCCGGAUGAUAUCCGGCUGACCACAGUGGAGAUGAAGAAUGAGAUGGGUCCUGGCGAUCUCUCCCGUGGUCUGGGCGACCCGCGAGGUGCCAUGCUGGCGUAUGACAGCUCCACGCUGCAGUAUCGACGGGCAGCACUGGCACGCCACAACUACGGCACCGGUGCUCUGGAGAAGAAGAAGAGCCGUCUACGCCGACGUGCUUCGCAGCUCAAGGUCAACAUCCCUGACCUGUCUGACGUCAACUCCAUCGACAAGUGGUCCAGGAUGGUCUUCCCAACCGUCUUCUCAUUCUUUAAUGUGGUCUACUGGCUCUACUAUGUCCAUUAAGAAGGGCCCGGGAGAGAAUAAAGUACAAAAACAUUCAAAAGAUAAAAUAUAUAAAACACUGAGUCCCUUUUAUUUCUCGAAAAAUAGAUUUUAUGGAGGCAAAGGAGUCAGGAUUGGCUCUUUUUUUGUUCUGAGAACACCAUAAUGACUGACAAAGACACUAAACACAACCAGACUGAAAGUUGCAGAAUUUUAAUAGAUCACGUAUAUUGUCAUUCGUAACUUACUCUGUGGACAAAUAUUUAUGCUUGCGUUUGCAUAUAUUUUAAAGUUUUUUUUUUUUUGUUGUUUUGUUUUUUUGCUGAUUAUAUCUAUUUACUUUGUAGCCAAUGCUAUGUGUGUCCAGGAAAGUUUUAGAGAUGAUUUUUUUCAAGGGCUCAUCCUUCAAAGCCCUUUUUUUCCCCUAUAGUUAAACUGUUAGACAUCUUUUAAAAGCAUGCUUUGGUUUGGUUUUUUGUCUACAUCUCUUGCUGUGAGAUGAAGCACAAUGCAAUUUCAUUUUGAAUAGCUAAAGAUCCUUCUAUUCUACAAAAAAAAACAUUUGAUUUGGUGCAAUGCAGAGCACUGAGUCUCUAAAAGGAAAACAGGGUAAACACACACCAGGUAACUUCAUCAUAAUGUUGGCAUUGUUAUCGGCGCAGAUGUGAAUGGGGCAAUAGGGGGCGCUCUUUCCUAUCAACCCAACAGACUUUCUUCGCCCCUCCUAUGGUGGGGACUUUUGAAGGUGAUUGAAUGAGAUUUGGGCAAACAUCAGUUGUGUGGAUUGUUUGAACCCCGUGGCUGGACAUAAUGAAGAUUCUCUUCAUCCUCUUAAUUCGACAAACUUUUGUCUGGCUUUGUUCCAGAUCCAAGUCAUCAAAAACAUCACACACUCUUUAUCUCUACUCACACGUGAGUGGGACAUUAUGGCUGACUGACAUCUCUCCGACAUGAUAUAAUGAAAAAGGUGAGUUCCAUAAAAGAUAUAAUUAUAAUCCAUUAACAUUACCAAUAGAUUUAAGUUAAAAAAGAGCUUAUAGAUGAUAUUAAAUCAUGUUAAAAAGAAUUUUAUAAUUCAUAGUUAUAAUAUUAGGUGUUAAUGUUACAAAUCAUUAUUUAAGCAGGUAUAUUUUGGUGUAUUAGCUUUCUUAUUAUAAAAGAUCUCUACUGGGAUGCGGAGAAAAAUUAUCUAAAGGAAGAAAAAAGACUGAACUUUCUCAAGGCCUGCACAUGUGAAAAGGAUGGUAUGGACAGAACAGAGCGUGAAUGAAAUAUUGUUUUGAAGUCAACUUUUCAGAACAGGGAAGUAUCUGGAAAGAUCAAUCAAGGCAUCUGUAAGGUGAUUUUGUAUCAAAUCCUGUACAUUAUAAUGAUAUUUCAUAAUGAUCUGUAAAUAUAUAUUGUGUAAUGACUGUCAAGAAUAACAAUAUGUAUCUAAAUUAAAUUAUUAAAGCUGAA